Molecule: messenger RNA, 120 nt
Organism: Fonsecaea multimorphosa CBS 102226
Lineage: Eukaryota; Fungi; Ascomycota; Eurotiomycetes; Chaetothyriales; Herpotrichiellaceae
Exons: 2
Coding region: 1-120 (39 amino acids)
Source: RefSeq, a predicted model, not a curated record
AUGUUCGGCGGACCGCACGACCAGCUCUCUGAGAAAGAGAUCCGCGAGGGCGAGGCCCAAGCCACGGCGCAGGUGCAGUUCUUCACCGUCGCCUGCAUCGCCCUCUGGUUCUGUACGUGA